Molecule: messenger RNA, 1746 nt
Organism: Penicillium verhagenii
Lineage: Eukaryota; Fungi; Ascomycota; Eurotiomycetes; Eurotiales; Aspergillaceae
Product: Auxin Efflux Carrier superfamily
Exons: 4
Coding region: 1-1746 (581 amino acids)
Biological process (GO): transmembrane transport
Cellular component (GO): membrane; endoplasmic reticulum
Source: RefSeq, a predicted model, not a curated record
AUGGCCAUUUUUACAGCUAUUCGCUCAUUCCCGAAUGCCUUGGCGCAGGAGUCAAUAGGCGCCAGCUUUAUCGACCUUAACGUACAAUCCAAACACCCCUCCUUUUUUCACCUGGUUCUACUCGUCUUUGAGGCGGUGCUGGAGGUAGUAUGCGUUUCAUUACCAGGCUACAUUGUCGCCCGCCAUGGCAUGUUCGAUGCCGAAGCUCAGAAAUUCGUCGCGAACCUUAACGUGAUGCUUUUCACUCCUUGUUUGAUCUUUAUCAAGCUCGGCUCCCAAUUAACCGCGGAAAAGCUCACCGAUCUCGCCAUCAUCCCCGUUAUCUUUAUCGUCCAAACCGCCGUAUCCUACUUCUGUGCGUUCGUAGUCACGCGAUGCUGUCGAUUCAAGAAACGUCAAUCCAAUUUCGUGACGGCGAUGGCGGUGUUCGGAAACUCUAAUUCCCUCCCCAUCUCCCUCGUCAUAUCCCUCUCCGCAACCCUGCAGGGACUCCACUGGAAACGUGUCCCCGGCGAUAACGAUGAUGAGGUCGCUGCCCGGGGAAUAUUGUAUCUCUUGAUCUUUCAACAGCUCGGUCAGCUAGUCCGUUGGAGUUGGGGUUAUCAUGUGCUAUUGGCACCAAAGGAUCGAUACAUUGAAGAGGAGGAACGGGACGAGUCUGGCGAGACGGCGAUUGAACAGGGCCAGGCACGGUACUCGGAUAACCCAGCUCAAACGGAUCCAGAUGAGCCGCUGGUCCGCACACGUAGCUCGCAAGAUUUACGACAUGCACAUGUUGGUCAUACGAAUGGGGGCCGAUUUGAGUCCGGAGGUCAGACUCCUGUAUCUUCCCGCGCUUACUCCUACCGUAAGGCCUCUUCAAUAGGUUCGGACGACUCAAUUGCCGAUGAGGAAGUUGACUCUGAUGAAACACCUUCGGUGAUUGGCCCUCCACCUACGGGACCUUUUCUCCCCCGCUCCAGCACCGAUGGCGGUGACAUCCUUUCAUUCCCAGACGUCGAGGCUACUGCCCGAGAAACCCACAUAACAAAGCAGAGCUAUUUACAACGAUUCAAAGUCACUACCCGGCGACGUUGGCACCAAACCCGCCGCUUCUUUGCCCAGAAGAACGAUGCGAUAUACGCCAAGCUACCCACAAAGGUUCAAAAAACCCUCUCAUCCACAAGAAGCGGAGCCUGUCGUUUCUUCCGUGGACUGUGGUCCUUUAUGAACCCUCCUCUUUGGGCCAUGCUUGUCUCCAUAAUUAUCGCUUCUUUCCCACAACUGCAGCACCUCUUUUUCGAUGAGGGCACCUUUGUUCGCAACUCGGUGACCCGCGCCAUUGAGCAAAACGCCCAAGUGGCCGUUCCGCUUAUUCUGGUCGUACUGGGCGCCAAUCUGGCUCGGAACACGCUCCCCGAAGAAGCACUUGAGGAUAUUGAUCAUCCUAGUGUGGAGAGAAAACUGAUCAUCGCGUCUUUGCUAGCGCGUAUGCUCCUUCCGACUCUAAUCAUGGCGCCGUUCCUGGCCUUGCUCGCCAAGUUUGUGCCCAUUAGUAUUCUCGAUGACCCCAUUUUCAUUAUCGUCUGCUUUCUUCUCACGGGCGCGCCUUCGGCCUUGCAGCUGGCACAGAUUUGCCAGAUCAAUAAUGUUUACGUGGGUGCGAUGUCGAAAAUUCUGUUUCAAAGUUACGUGGUCUGGAUCCUCCCCUCAACCCUCUUCUUGGUUAUCUGUGGACUGGAAGUCCUUGAGUGGGCUUCAGCCUAG